Panicum hallii is the source of this 2125-nucleotide messenger RNA. Its product is annotated as pentatricopeptide repeat-containing protein At3g29230-like. The transcript has a single exon. The record is from RefSeq and is a predicted model, not a curated record. The coding region runs from base 170 to 1618 and encodes 482 amino acids. Lineage: Eukaryota; Viridiplantae; Streptophyta; Magnoliopsida; Poales; Poaceae. Gene Ontology annotation, biological process: RNA modification. Gene Ontology annotation, molecular function: RNA binding; protein binding.
CACAAGUCAACUCACACCAGAAGCAACUGAUGAACUGAUUGUAUUCUCAAAAAUUCAUGUCUGGGAGACUGGGACUACACGAAGUCCAGUGUAUGAUGCCCCCUGUUACGCCACAGGCGCGCACGUGCAGAGAAAACCCGUCGACAGCUGCGGAUGCUUCCACAGCCCCAUGCUUCCGCACUCCCGCGCCGCCCUCGUCCGAGCGAUCGCUGCGUGUGCCGGCUGCCGGGAAGCGCAGGCCCUCCACUCCCUGGCCUGGAAGCUGGGCCUCGCCUCCGACGUGGUCCUGGCCACCGCCUUGCUGACCCGUUACGCGAAGCGGGGUCUCCUGUCCGCCGCCCAGAGGCUGUUCGUCGAAAUGCCGCGCAGGGACGUGGUCGCCUGCAACGCCAUGCUCGCCGCGCUCGGCGCCGCCGGGAGGGCCGCCGACGCCCGGGCGCUGUUCGACCGAAUGGCGGACAGGACCCCCGCCUCGUGGAACGCCAUGGUCACGUGCUACUGCAGGGCCGGCGACCUCGGCUCGGCUCGGCGGGUCUUCGACGCGAGCCUCCGCGCGGGGAGCAGCAGCGUCGUGUCGUGGAACGCGAUGAUCGACGGGUACUGCAAGGCCGGGCGGAUGGACGCCGCGCGGGACCUGUUCGACCGUAUGGGCUCCACGUUGCCGGACGUCGUGACGUGGAACACGAUGAUGGCCGGGUAUUUGCACGGAGGGGAACCCGCCGCCGCCAUCGCCAUGUUCCACCGUCUGAUGCACAUUCAUCAGCAACAGCAGCAGGAGGAGGAGGAACACAGGCCGAGGCCCACCACGGUGACCAUGGCCACCGUGGUGAGCGCGUGCACCCAGGUGGGGGAUUUCGCCCUGGGCCGGCAGAUCCAUCUCCAGACCCGGCAGCAGGGGACACGGGUCGAUGCCGUGCUGAGCAACGCCCUCAUGGACAUGUACUUCAAGUGCGGGAGCGUGGACCGCGCGCUCGACGUCUUCCGCACCAUGCCUUGCCACCCGAACCUUUUCUGCUGGAACACGGUGAUCGCGGGGCUCGGCAUGAACGGCCGCGGCGAGGACGCCGUCGCCGCGUUCCGUGACAUGGUCGACGGGGCGCGGAACCGACGGCAGCACGAGGUCAAGCCGGACGCGGUGACGUUCGUGGCGCUCCUGUCGGCGUGCAGCCACUCGGGGUUGGUGGCCGCGGGCCGGAAGCUCUUCGCCGACAUGCUGCCGGUGCACGGCGUGCCGCCCCAGACGGAGCACUACGGGUGCGUGGUGGACCUGCUGUGCCGCGCGGGCUGCGUCGACGAGGCCGCGCGGCUCGUGCGGGCGAUGCCCGGCCGCCCCAACGCCAAGGUGCUCGGAAGCCUCCUGCUGCUCGACGCCCGCGACCCGGAGCGGCAGGAGGGCGGCGUCAGGCUGAGCGAGUGGGCGGCGCGGCGGAUCUCGGAGAUGGACCUCGGGGACGGCGCCGCGUACGGCCUGUCCAACGUGUACGCGUCCCUGCAGCGGUGGGACCGCGUCGAGGAGCACAGGAGGGGGGUGCGCGCGGCCGUGAGGCACGGCAAGGGCACUCGCCGCAAGCAGCCCGGCCGUGCUUGCUAUGACCUGGCCAGCUCCUGCACGAAUUGAACAACGCGAUGGCGCGGCAGCAGGGAAUGAGAGGUACUCCGUUCUCCGUAGUUCAGGUCGUUCAAGGAAUCAAGUUGUAUAGGAUUCACGAUGAGAGGUACCCUCAAAGUCAAAGCUGACUUUUUUGAAAAAACAAGUCAAAGCUGACUUGGAUGCCAGAAACCUGAUCAUCGUCUCAAUAGAUGCCAUUGUUUGAUGAUAAAUAGAAAAGAAUUUUGAGAAUUCGCGUUGUACUACACUUUGAGCUAACCUAGAGGCCGCGAUUAUGCAAAAAUGGAUAUAAAUGAAGUAAUCCCGAAACUCUUGGAAUCGUGAAGAAUUUCUUCCAUUUUAUUCAAUAUCGUGAAUAUAGUGGAAAAGGGCCCCCUAUAGAACAUUCCAUUGAAUGGAAUUGUUCAUUAGGUUUGACUUGCUGUUAAAAACAAUUGAAAAAAGUCUCUGUAUGUUAUUGUAAGGAACGGCGGAUGCAGCCUGCAAGUUUGUGUGUGUGUGUGUGUGUGGGGGGGG